Messenger RNA from Dreissena polymorpha, 3397 nucleotides. RefSeq names its product myosin-9-like. Lineage: Eukaryota; Metazoa; Mollusca; Bivalvia; Myida; Dreissenidae. The record is from RefSeq and is a predicted model, not a curated record. Bases 345 to 2519 code for a protein of 724 amino acids. The transcript has 11 exons.
GGUAUUGAGUCAUGCAAAAUGCCCUGACAUGCAUCUGGUGUUUUUCUUCCAGUAAGCGCACGCAUGGAAUUACAUUUUUUUGUGAUUUACAUUUGCUUAGUCUUAUUUGACCAAUAAUGUAUGUGUUUAUUUAGAGAGCGUCUGUGCAAUUAUAACUUUAAAAAAGGAUGAUUCAGUAACUGUAUCGGAAUGUAUGAUUAUGCCUAAGAAACAUACUGAUUUCUUUAAGCGUGUACACUUUUUGCAUGUUAUCUUUUCCAACUGAAGGAGACACACUUUAAGACAAAACAGUUCGAUAUACAUUCUUUCUUUGUGAAAAAGGAUAGGAGCAUUUCCCGAGUAAAAUGAGUUUCCUGUCGUGCAUUGGAAAGCGAUCGAAAAGGAAGAAGUCUGUGAAAAAUGAGCCGCUAAACAAAUGCGAGUCACUCGCUAGUGUUAAUGUCAUAAAGGGCGCGGAUGGAGUCACAGAAGAAUCGUAUCCUACAAGAAAACUCAGCGAGAUUAGCAAUGCAUCGAAGACGUCGAAAAAAGACCCAAAGGCUCUUAAAACAGAAAAUGAAAAGCUCGAGAACGAACUUCAGUCGCUAAAAAUAGAACUUAAGAUGACAAUGGACACUGUUGAUCGUCAUGACAACGAGAUGAGGUCAUGCCAGGAAGAAAUUAGACGCUUGGAGACGGCAAAUCUUGAACUUAAAUCACGUGCUACGCGAGCCGAGACAGAUCAUGCGAGAGUUUCGAUUGAAAACCAGCGACUGCUUCAAAAAAUUGUCGGCAUGGAAGAGAACCAGGCGAUGAUGAGUCGCGCGGAGCUGCACUCAAUGAUCACCCAGCUAGAGGAGGCCGAAGUGAGGGCCGCCAACAAGCCGGCGGCGGAGCUGUCAGGCAUCCGGACCAACCCCAGCGACAUGAGCGGCCGUAAGCGGUCACCUGUUUCCCAAGAGGACAAACAACUGUCAUGGAGGCUGUCCCGGACGGAGGCGCGACUGAGCCAGAGCCUUGACGAGAACCGGCGCCUGCGGGAGGAUCUGAAGGAGAUGCUGGACUCUCAGGUGGAGCUUCAGCAGUCCCUGCUGGCAGACCCAGGACAGUUUACCGUCAGCACACUCCCAAGAUCUAGCAGCGCCAACGCGAGGCUUAACCGACACCCCAGUGGGUCCGACUCUGAAUGCCAAACCGAUGACGUCAGAGAAGACAUAGAUGACGUCAUACUGCGACUUGCAGCAGCCGAGCGAGAAAAUGAUUGUUUAAAAGAAAACUAUACAGUGUUACAAGAAAUAUUUGAAAAUUUACUAAAACGCAUUGACGAUAUUGAAAAUAAGCGUACUGAUAUUGUUGUACAUUCCAAGAACAAUAUCGCUACGAGCACUGAAGAUGGUAGCGAUAAUCGUGUAGACAUUGAAAUAUUAGAGAAAAGAAUCACUGAGCAAGAAGCAGAGCAGAUUAAAUGGAAAGAAAACAAUGAAACUUUGACUAAAAUAUGCCAGGCUCUUGCAGCUCGCGUUGAUACGGUUUAUAAUGAAAGAGAGAACUCGAUAGCGCAUUAUGCCCAGUUGACCAAUCAGAACAAAGUAUUAAGAACUGAACUUGACAAAAAGGUUAAAGAAAUCGAGCAGCUUUUGAACGAGAAGAAUAGCUCCAAUAAUGAAACAAGACGGUUGCAGGACGAAGCUCGCCGACUCGCACAGCAGCUUCAAAAACGUAAGGACACGGACACUAAACCCGUCGGUGACGUUGAGAAUAUUGAACGCGAGCUAAGUGACGUCAAGCGAAAGUAUGAGGAAGCUAAUAGACGACUAAAGGAGCUCGCUAACACGAAGUCGGUGCAGCCGACCAAGAGCCUCGAUCUGAACACGGUGACCCCGGUGACCCUGGCGGAGCGCUUCCGGUCUGAGCUGUACGAAAGGGAGUGGCGACAGGCGUUCGCGCUGGUUUCCGGAAAGUGGCGUAGGGACGAGAAGAAAGCUAUUCAAAUUCUUGGCGAAAUAUGCACGGAAGCCUAUCUGUACUGCAAGCGCACUGCCCGGUUGCAGAUGGAUAACGUUACGUCAUCGCUCGUGGAGCCCACUGCCAAUCACUUCCGGAGUGCGACGAGUAGUAAACGAAACGGUCAUACGAAAUCGCUGAUCGACCAAAUACCAGAAGACCUAAGACGGCGCCUUGCCCACUUCCGAUGUCGACCGACGGACGAUAUGCUUGCCAAGGGAGUUCAGGACUUCCUGAACCAAAUAGACUACGACCGAACGAGAUUUCUUCGCCAUGUAAGCGAGCAGGAGUUUCACGAGCUAAUGCCAUACAUUUCCCUAUGCUUUGAACUUUCCUGGUGCAUGGCAUCGCAGGAGCCGCCCAUGUACCUGCUCUUCAAAGUGAGACACGGCCUUGACAUAGAACCCGACAAGUUUGACACCUAUCAGUCAAACGGUAAACGCGUCGAUUAUAUCCUAUGGCCGGCGGUAUUUUUAGAAGAGGGCGGUGCAUGUCUGCAGAGAGGCGUGGCUUAUACGUUACCAGAGCGGUCAUGAACCAAUGGCGUAGGGAUUAACUUCAGAUAUAUUAUUAUUCCAAGAAACAUUUGUAUGUGUCGUGCUGUGUUAAUGUUCUUGUCCACUAUUGUAAAUCAUCGCAUGUGACUCUGCAUUCGUACAGAAUGAAAACAUAAUUAAGGUUUUGUAUCCGUAAUAAAAUCUCGCGUUAUUUUUUCAUCGCGGCUUUAUCGUCAUUUUAUGAGAGCGUAUUGUAGCGUUUACGGCCACUUCGACCAAAUCACUUCGUUUAUUCUGUGAAAUUGUCUUUUUUUUGAAAAACAUAUAAAUUGUAUUCAAUAUUAUAUGUACAUGUGUACAUUUGUGUUGAUUGUUGGUUGUUGAAAUACUUGGCAUAUUACACCAGUAAAUAAAAUAUUAAAAUGUCAAAAGUUAUCAUUAACGACCUUUGUAUUAUGUAGUGAAUACCAAAUUGUUGAUACGAUCAUAUUUAUAAAAAAGAACGUUCCUCUUGGAAAUCCAUUAUAAAAUAAAUGUAUUAAUAAAUGUUUAGUGGAACUAAAAAGGGAAUUAUAUUGGGUAUGUAAAUCCCGCAAACGAUGCAAAUGAGAAAAACGGAUACACUACCUUAAUACUUGCUCAUGCGACACAUAAGAAAGUUAUAUUGUUAUAUGUAUAAUAUAUAUUAAAAAAGAUCAACCUCUUUGUCUUGCACUGAAAUGAGUGCGUAUUCCAUUCCAAGAUGCAUUGAGUCUUUGGGAUUGAAAAUUAAGGCUAUUUCUUCAAAAGAGUUUUGAGUUACUGAGUACGCAAAAUAAAGAUAUGCUGAUGCGGUGCUUCAUUGUAAUAAGUUAUAAAUACAUGUGUUAUUUAUCAUGCUGUUGUUGUAAAUGUAUGUAAUAAAAUAUCUUAAUGCU